AUGGAUACUACUCUAAUUACUUUCAUGUUUCAAGCAACACCUAGAACACAAUCAGUCCAUCUCAUCGGAUCUUGGGAUAAUUUCACCAAACGAUAUCCAAUGGAGCGAGAUUCAAGACGCUCUCGUGAGCAAUGGCGAGGUUGUCACACAUUUGAUGACAUCACCUGUGAUGGCGAUGGAAAUGGUUCCUUGAAAAGGACUGGUGGUUUGAAAAUGGCAUCAACAUACUAUUACUAUUAUGAGCUUGAUGAUGGCAUCGAAGUUCAUGACAUGGCUAUACCCUCCACUACUACUUGUCCUUAUAUGCCAGGCCAACCAGUUAAUAUCCUCUGGGUACCAGUCGAAGUCUCUCCACCACGACUUCGAAGCGGUUCCAUGGAUUCCAUAAAUAUUACAGAAGCCAAAACAAUGAACCCUGCCGAUAAAUUCAUGACACCUCGUGCUCCUCCAUCGAAGCCAAAUGUCGCACGAUCUGCUUCAUUAUCGUCUUCAGGCGCGGAGGUCACGGAAAAGCCAUGUCCUUGGGCAAAAGAUAAAAAGCUUGGUUGGGCAACGAAACUUUUUUCGGGCCGCCGAUCGCAACCUUCAUCGCCUAUUCCACCACUUGCUUCAAGACGAUCAUCUGAGCCCGAUAUCAGUCAAGCUACUACCCGAAGUAGUUCUUCAUCAAACGCAAACACUAUUCAUCAAACUAGCCCGACUCGAUUCGAACCAAUUUCUAGAAAACCGUCUUUUACCAGAGCGCACGAUUCUGUGCACAACAGUCUUAUGUCUCUUGGUAUACCCGAGGAAAUUUCCGAAGACUGCGAAGAUGAUGACAACUUUGCCACACAGUUUAAAGAACUUGUCUUUGAAGACAACGACAGUAUCACCGGAUUAUCUCCAGCGCCAUUCCGUCGGCAACCGUCACCAACUUCUAAUUCUUACAAGCCACUGCCACGACUUCCAGAUGAUGCGUUUACAUCUCCUAUUUCAUUACCUCUUCCCCCAAACCUUACUCUGAAUCUACCAAUGUCCCACUUCUCUGUCUCUACCGCAUCAACGGCUCUUACUUCACCAACGGAUUCCCAUUUCGGCUUCAGCGAUACAUCAUCAAUGUUCGAUUCAUAUGAUGAAAGCGAUUUGAACGAAGAAACGGGCGAUACUUUUACAUAUAACCCAAUGAUCUCAGAGGUGGAAAAAAGAAAAUUUAUAGGGUAUAGCUUACCAGAUGAAGAUAUUGCGUCGGAACAGACUAUCCGCAAGGCUUCAAAUCCAAUAUCGAAAACAAAUAGUAAUGAUUCUUAUCCUCGCGAUUCGGGGUUCGCAAACGGAAUUCAAGAAAGCAGCGCGAAAAUAGGAGGGAGUGCGUUAGCGGAUUUCUUGGAGGAUAUGGGCUAUUUGGGCGAAACAAUCCGGGAUAAAUGA
Botrytis fragariae is the source of this 1407-nucleotide messenger RNA. RefSeq lists its product as uncharacterized. Bases 1 to 1407 code for a protein of 468 amino acids. NCBI's taxonomy places the organism in Eukaryota, Fungi, Ascomycota, Leotiomycetes, Helotiales, Sclerotiniaceae. The record is from RefSeq and is a predicted model, not a curated record. The transcript has 3 exons.